AGACCCUUCUUAUUGAAUAGCCAAAUUCAAUAAAUCAUGGCAAACCAUUUUAAAGCUGGAGCCUUUAUCUACAUUCUUCUUAUUCUCAAUCUGUUUGAAAUUUCAGUAGCUUCUGUUGUCUCCACGGGUGAUUUUAACCAGGAUUUCUUUGUAAUUUGGUCUCCUAGCCAUGUUAAUACUUCUGCAGAUGGCCAGGAAAGAAGCCUCACGCUUGACCAAGAAUCUGGGGCUGGUUUUGCAUCAAACCAGAUGUUCUUGUUUGGACAAAUAGACAUGCAAAUUAAACUAAUUCCAGGGUAUUCAGCUGGCACAGUUGUGGCAUAUUAUUUGUCAUCAGAUCAACCUAACAGAGAUGAAAUAGACUUUGAAUUCCUUGGAAAUGUGAUUGGAGAGCCUUACAUCCUACAAACAAAUAUUUAUGCUGAUGGGCUUGACAAUAGGGAAGAAAGAAUUUAUCUUUGGUUUGAUCCCACCAAGGACUUCCACACUUAUUCCAUUUUGUGGAACCUUCAUCAAAUUGUGUUUAUGGUGGAUUCAAUACCAAUUAGGGUAUACAGAAACCAUGCUGACAAGGGAGUGGCAUAUCCUAGGUGGCAGCCAAUGAGCAUCAAAGCCACCCUAUGGAAUGGGGACAGCUGGGCAACACAUGGUGGACGCGACAAAAUUGAUUGGUCCAAGGGUCCCUUCAUAGCUUCCUUUAGAAACUAUAAGAUUGAUGCUUGUGUUUGGAAUGGGAAUCCAAGAUUUUGUACGGCAGAGAGCUCUUCCAAUUGGUGGAACAAAGACAGCUUCAGCACCCUAACAAGGGUACAAAAGACGUGGUACAAAUGGGUCAGAAAGUACCACAUGAUAUAUGACUAUUGCCAAGAUAACAAGAGAUUUCAUAACAAUCUUCCAAAGGAGUGUUCUCUUCCCAGGUAUUAAAAUUAAUUAAAAUAGGAUCCAGAUUUGGUUCAGUUUCUCCUACUACUUGUGAUGAGAGGCAGUCGGAACAUGCAAACACUUUCUUACUUGUGAUUUGUCACUAGAUUAAUUGUUUUUUCUUUUUGUUUAAAAAUGUAUUUUCGUUUAUUCACUUUCAAAUUCAAUUGUCGACCACAUGUUUAACGGUCUAGCUCUUUUUUCCACUGUAUUGGUUUGAUAAUACGCAUAAGGAAAUAAUUCUAUCAUUUUAAA
Rubroshorea leprosula is the source of this 1176-nucleotide messenger RNA. The record is from the annotation of a GenBank genome assembly. NCBI's taxonomy places the organism in Eukaryota, Viridiplantae, Streptophyta, Magnoliopsida, Malvales, Dipterocarpaceae.